Messenger RNA from Trichobilharzia regenti, 1957 nucleotides. Lineage: Eukaryota; Metazoa; Platyhelminthes; Trematoda; Strigeidida; Schistosomatidae. The record is from the annotation of a GenBank genome assembly.
AUGGUAAUGAUAUUGUCUGUAUUUGUAGAUGAGCUGAUCCGUGUUUUUAUAUGUUUACCUGCCUUUUUAAUAUUCUAUGAUUGUGAUCACGUUGUUUUUUCACGCUAUGAUACAAUCACGUGUCAUUUAUUUCUCACAGUAUAUAAUGGUUUACGUCAAUUCAAAUUACAAUUCACUUUACUUUUAACAAUGAGAGUCAUUUCUUGUGCUAUUUUUGUUCUGCUUACUACAGCUAUAUGGGAGAGCGUGAAAGGAGCAAAGAAUGAAAUUGAAGAUAUCUGUGCCGAUAAUUACUUCAAUGCUACUUUUUUCAAAAUAUUCUUAACUUUCAUGGAGGAGCUGUUGAACAUCUUACAAAAGCUGUGUGGCAUAAUAACGGAAGAACAUAUGAAGAAUAGUGUGGAUAUUAUGCUUUCGGAAUCAUUAUGUCUGCAAAAUAUGGCUGACCAACUGUGAGUGAUAUUUUUUAAAACAUUAUGUAAAAACGCUGAAGAUGUUGUUUCCUUCGAAUGCUUCUUAACAUCCUUGUUUAUUGUGGAAAUUCAACACUUCUCUGGACAAAAAAUGAACACAGCUCAUGUCAACACAUAAAGCACACGUCACUUAUUUUAUUUAUAAGCUAGCUGUUUACUUGAAAAAAAUGCAUUCGUUAUUGACAAAUUAUCCAGCUAUGUUAACAUUUAUUCACCUUCCUUUUUCAGUGGUUACAGGAUUCAUACACACAGUGAAUAUGGAGCUAACAUAACCAGCUACCUAGAAUCUGCGUGAGUAAUUGUUGUUUAUCUUGUAUCAUACACGAAAGUCGGAUAACACUUCCAAAUAAUGGGUUAUGUCAACUGGUCAGUUAUAUGCCCUUAUGUUUGUGGAUAUAACAAAGACAUAUGACAUCGUAUGAAUUUGAACAAAGCAAACACUACAGUUUUAGCAGAAUAAAGUAGUACCAUCUUUUAUUUCAUUGCCUUCUCGUCAGCUGCUAACAGGGCAAAGACAUUAUUAAGUAUAUUUACAAAAACAAUUUUAACAUACUUGCACAGAGUUCAUUUUCAACAAAAAUCAAUUGAUCAAUAUAUGCAUAGAGUAUUAAUAUAUACACGCAUAUGUAAUAUUAAACACUAUUCCGAACAAUAAAAAUCAUACACAAUAGAAACCUUUCAGCAUUUUGCAUGCAGAUGAAAGAGAGAUGAAAAACAUAUCCAGUUACCAGGACAAAUAAAGCCUGAUAACCGCUUUUUUCUUGAAGCAUAAAUCAGUUUUCAGGCGCUUGAUGGAAAUUGCUUCAGCGAACUUGAGGAGAACUGAGCUCUUUUGCCUAUUGACAUCGUGUGGAAUGUAUUUUUCCAUCUUCAAUUAACACUAGUUUCUGGGUCGUUCAAAUCGAUUUUUCUAAUCAUUUCUCCUACAAAACAUACGGAAUCACUUUUCUGCUAUUCAGGUUGAUGUGGUUCACAGGUUUAAUUAUUUACUAUUAUUUAUAUGAUAAAGAUUAAAGUACCCUAUCGCUUUACACUUCAUGCUUAAAUGAUCAUUAGAACAGGCACUCUAUCAAAUCUGUAAGUUUUCUACAUGGUUGUGAUAUCAUCGUUUUCUAUAGUUUUGUUUGUAAAGGUUAAUUCUGUUUUUACGAGUUGAUCACAGAUCGAUAUCACCUAGAGAACCAUUGAAAAUGAAAGGGUACUGGACAGCUGCUGUUUCAUCCUAGUUUGGGGCAUCGGCAGCACGCACCAAAUGAUAACAUAGAAUAAACCCAGGUGAACUGAACAAAUAUUUCGUCCUAGUUUGAAACCCUUCAUCAGGACGCACCCACCCACCAGGGUGCGAACCCAGAGCAUUCUGGUUACACAGCGAGCUAGCUAGUAUACCACUGAGCCACUGGAACCCGAUCCAAUGGUUCUUAAAUUCUAACUUCUGCAAAUUCACGACAUAGCGCGAUUGUUUCGCAAUGUCUUCUUCGAUGAGU